Oikopleura dioica is the source of this 1818-nucleotide messenger RNA. NCBI's taxonomy places the organism in Eukaryota, Metazoa, Chordata, Appendicularia, Copelata, Oikopleuridae. The record is from the annotation of a GenBank genome assembly.
AUGUCGGCUACUUUGCCAAAUUUGCAAGACAUUGUCGACUUCACCCGGGCCGAAUUAUUCACUUCCGACUUUCGACCGAUCCCACUUACGCAGUACUUGAAACUCUCUCAUUUCGUCUAUCGAGUGGAGGAUGAUGGAAAGCAGAUAAUGACCAAAUUCGAUCGUCAAAUCAAGCCACAUGACCAAAAACUCGACCCUGAUGGACUUUUGCCACUCGUUCUUGAAGUUAUACCAAAACAUUCUGUUCUGAUCUUUUGCUCAUCCAGGAGGAAUUGUCAGAGCGUGAUGAAGCUUCUUUCUGGGCAGUUGAAAAUGGAAAUGGUCCCGGAUGACUUGGCGGAAAAGCGGGAGAAGCUCAUAAACGAUCUUGUCGAAGAACUUGAUACUGUUGGUGGCGUUGAUCCAGAUUUCAUCAAUUCCCUGCGGUUCGGAAUCGCUUUUCAUCACGCAGGCCUUAGUGGACCAGAGAGAACAACGAUCGAGGAAGGCUUUCGUGAUGGUACGUUAUGUGUUCUAUGUUGUACUUCAACACUGGCGGCGGGGGUGAACUUGCCUGCGAGAAGGGUGAUAAUCCGCGCGUUGACGCAAGGGAGAUCGAUGCUUCCGAUUUCUACGUAUCGGCAAAUGGCGGGCCGUGCUGGUCGAGCUGGUUUUGAUACCAUAGGCGAAGCAUUCAUCAUCGCGCCGCCGAAGGAUCGAAAACGAUGCCUGGAACUUGUCGGUGGAGUAAUGAACCCAGCAGAAAGCAAACUGGACAUCCUUGUGUACGAAGUGAUUCUUUCCGUUUUGCAGCUUGGUCUUGCCUUGACACGAACAGAAUUACUCGAUUUCUUCACCAAGUUCACCCUCGUCGGCCUCCAGCGAGGAGAAAAUUCGGACUUUGCGACACUCAUUGAAAAAACACUCGUUCAUCUUCAAGAACUCCAAGUGAUUGUCGCCCGCGAUGCAGAAAAGGAUGGAGUGGUUAUCGAAGACGAAAUUGAUUAUUUGGUGACGCCGAUUGGCAGGGCCAGUGUGGGCUCUGGAAUUGAGCUAAAGUAUUGUAGGAAUAUUUGGAAACGGUUGGACACGGCGAUGAUGAAUUUGAACGUAAAGAAUACGCUGCAGUUGAUAAGCUUGACGAUCUCAGAUGAUGUUCUAGAGCAGUACAAGUACAUGAGAAUAGAUUGGGAUAGAUACUAUGAGGAGAUGGAAGAAGUGUUAUCUUCGCACGAAAAGUCUGCUAUGACUCUUAUUUGCGGAUCAAAGGGAGCAGAAAAGAAGGAUUUAACAAAACGGAUCAACACAACACGAUUGAUUCAAAUGCAAGCGAAUAUCGGGAAGAUGGACGAAGACGAAAAAGAGACUUAUUUCAUCGGAUACUUAACGCUUAUUCUCCGCUAUAUUGGAGAAGGAGAGCACCCUGCAAAAGUCGCCCAAAAAUUUGGAAUCGAUCGCGGGGAGAUACAGUCGCUUUUCACGGCUGUUGUUUCCGAGUGCGCCCGAAUGUCGACAUAUUGUGCCCAUAUUGACAAGAAAAUGCAAUUCUUCUCAGCACUUUUCGACAAACUAAUUAUUCAACUUUCGUAUUCUUCAACGCCAGAAUUAAUUGAUCUUCUUAAUAUUCCUGGAGUGAAAAUAGGCCGGGCACGACAACUGUUUUCGGCGGGCUACUGUAGGGUCGUAGAUGUCGCCCAAGCUUCGGAACAAGAAAUGAAGAGCAAAAUCGAUAAAAUUAACGCUAGGCAGACGAAGAGCUUGAUUUCCGCGGCGAAGAAUUUGUUACAGAAACUAGACGAAGCUAGACGCCAUCAAAGAGAUGGAGAUGAAUCUUCUUGA